Messenger RNA from Galleria mellonella (greater wax moth), 1633 nucleotides. RefSeq names its product soluble calcium-activated nucleotidase 1. Bases 358 to 1545 code for a protein of 395 amino acids. Gene Ontology annotation, biological process: proteoglycan biosynthetic process. The record is from RefSeq and is a predicted model, not a curated record. Gene Ontology annotation, molecular function: calcium ion binding; GDP phosphatase activity; UDP phosphatase activity. Lineage: Eukaryota; Metazoa; Arthropoda; Insecta; Lepidoptera; Pyralidae. The transcript is spliced from 4 exons.
UGUCAUAUGUGUGUUGUGUUGACGUGACGUCCGUUUCGUUUCGUUGUCUUCUUAAGUCAUCCUUUUUACUAACUGAAAUAGGAAUUAAUAUUUCUAAGGUUUACGUUCAAAAUGCCCCUUAGUCUUUCUCCUAAAUCAUCAUACAAGAUACCUGUUUCACAAAGUUUUUCUAAAUUGAUUCCGGACUCCUGUAACUCAUAGAAAAUAGUGUAUUCUUGUCAAUUGUGAGCGUCUUUAUUAUAGAGAAUAUUAUUAAUGAAAUAACGCUGUUAUAAUUUUAUGUGACUAGUCAUUAAUAAUUAUAAGUGAUUAUUAUCAGUAUAAUUAAUAAUGAAAUAGAUAACUUUAUUAUUUAUUAUGUAUGACAUUUAUGAAUUUGAAGAUAGAACUAUGAGAGGAUCGUUACGCGACUGGCGCAAGGCGCUUCGCACUCCUGCCACAUACAGGGUAGGAAAUACAGUAAGGAUACAGCCCCCAUUUGUGUUAUUAAUAAUUUUAGUUGGUGUUUUUUUAUUAAUACUGUUUUAUUAUAAUUGGUGGGCAAGCUCACAAGUGUAUGUUCCGAAUAAAUGGGUAAGCACAAUAAGAAAAUACAAUACUACAUAUCCACUCUCACCGCCGCGGAUAUCUGGGGAUGUAGUGACCUUUCGAAUUGGUAUUGUAGCUGAUUUAGACACUAAUUCUAAAAGUGCAACAAAACCUAAUACAUACAAUAGCUAUCUAAAGAAAGGAUACUUGAGCUACAAUCAUGUUAAAAUGCUUGUAACCAUAACUUGGGACCCACAGCCUCCUGUAAUACUCUCAUCUACAUAUUCUCACAAAGGACGUGGAAUGGAGUUAUCAGAGUUGAUUAUAUUUGAUGGGAGAUUGCUUACAUUUGAUGACAGGUCUGGUAUGGUGUUUGAAAUAAUACAUAACAAAAUAGUGCCAUGGGUGAUAUUAGUGGAUGGAAAUGGCCGUGUUGAAAAAGGUUUUAAGUCAGAAUGGGCUACUGUCAAAGAUGAAAUUCUAUAUGUGGGAUCUAUGGGUAAGGAGUGGACAACUGCAGGAGGGGACUUCCAGAGUUAUGAUCCUAUGUGGGUCAAAGCCAUUAAUAUGAAUGGAGAGGUCCAGCAUCUCAGCUGGGUGAACCAAUAUAAAGCUGUAAGGAGCUCUGUAGGCAUCAAAUGGCCGGGCUACAUGAUACAUGAGUCUGGUGUAUGGUCUGCUGUCACUCAGAAAUGGCAUUUUUUGCCUCGAAGAUGUAGUCAUGAAUCCUACAAUGAGACAAGAGAUGAAGUGAUGGGUUGCAACUACUUGAUAACAGCUGAUAGCAAUUUUAAAAAUAUAUUGGCAAUAGAAAUCACAAAACAUCAACCAAAGCACGGCUUCUCAUCAUUCAAGUUUAUUCCUGGAUCUAAUGAUGAAGCAAUUGUUGCUCUGAAGACCACAGAGUACGAAGGGAAAACGGCUACUUACAUCACUGCAUUUAAAACUGAUGGAACGGUGCUAUUGCACGAUACAUUAGUUGAAAACCUUAAGUAUGAAGGAAUAGAGUUUAUUUGAGCGUGAUAAUAAAGAUUAUAAAUCAAUUACCAUAAAAAAAUAUAUAUAUAUUAAUGUAAAUAUGUAAAAUAUACUAUGGUUUUGUUAA